GGGAUGAGUAGUUAGUUUCAUCUUUGAGGGGAAAGUGACUCGCUCCAUAAUCAAUCUGCAGGCCUUCAGCCAUUUCUUUUGAAAUGGAAUUGGCGUUGCAUAGGUUUACGUAGGAUAGUUGUUUGUGGAAAAUGGUGAAGGAACUCGGUGGCGGAGCACAGAACCUCCCGGCGGAUGUGACUCAAUUGAUCGAUCAACUCGAGCGCCACUGCUUAGCUCCCGAUGGCUCUCUCAUCUCCAAAUCCACCCACUACGAUCUUCAACUUGCGAGGGAUGAGAUGACGAAAGAGAGACAGCGCUACUUGGAAGCGUUGGCAAUUUACAUUGAAGCAGUUGGGAUGGUGGAAGAGUAUCAGCAAGCUCUUUCUGUGGCCAACAUUGGUGGAAUCCGAGAUGUUCAGGGUCACUACCCUCAAAUUGGGUUGAAAACCUCUCCUCAGGUUUAUGAGGCUCUUGAGCAUCGGAUGGCGGUGGCAGAAGCUGCUCAAAGACUGAGGCUACCUCUGAUUUCCAAAGAUGGUGAGGUUCAAGAUGACGAAAUUGACAAGUGGAGUACACUCUCAAGAAGUUCCCUAGACAGCACAGGCACCAGUGUCACAAUCAGCUCAAAUUCGACUAAUUUCACAGCUGCUGCUGGAAUUACUGUUCCAUCUACUGAUGCUUCAGAACCUUCCAUUGGUGGUGUUCCUAAUCAGUACCUAGGAAUAACACCUACCUAUUUGUGGCAGGCUCAACUCCUGCAGUCACCAUUAUGCAUGGACACGACAGAAUAUCAGAUAUUGCUUUCACGUGAGAUUGGAAGUCGGUUAGAUGCUAAAUGUGAUAAGUUAGCAGAUGUUAUUGCCAUACACGACAUUGAUACAUCCAUCAGUAAUCAAGUACCAACUGCUCGCCUCCCAGAGAGGUCUCUUCUCCCUCUCAAGGUAAAGGUGAUAAUUGAAGAGAUUGAGAGAGAAGAAGCAACCUUGCGUGAAGAUUUAUACUCAUCAGACAGAAAAUUUGCAGAAUAUUACAACGUUUUGGAGCAGAUACUUGGAGUUCUUAUCAAGCUCGUCAAGGAUAUAAAGUUGCAACAUCAGCAUAAAUAUGAUGAGCUGCAAAAGACUUGGCUGAGUAAAAGAUGUGAUACAAUGAGUGCAAAGUUGAGGGUUUUAGAGCACAUUCUUCUGCUUGAGACAUAUACACCAGACACAAUCCCAGCUCUCCAUAAGAUAAGGAAAUAUUUGGUAGAGUCAACAGAAGAAGCUUCACUUGCAUAUAAUAAAGCGGUCACUCGCCUCCGUGAGUACCAGGGUGUAGAUCCCCACUUUGACAUGAUUGCCAGACAAUACCAUGACAUUGUCAAGAAAUUGGAAAAUUUGCGUUGGACUAUACAGCAAGUAGAAAUGGACUUGACGCGUUUGCCUGCUCCGCAUCCCGUGGGUACUUAGAGUGUGGAGUUUCUCAAAGCGUUUCUUACUUGAUCAUAAUGUCUCUUAAGUGUGGAGUUUACAAUGUCACCCUUGGUCACCAUCUUACUAUUAACUCAACCAGCCACUCAAGUUUUUUUCAGGUACUUUCUUUCUAAGCAGAGAGAACAAAGCUGACCGCCCACCAUCACUGUCCUUUUAAGGUGAUUGCUGCUAUAAAUACCUACCGCCAUGUCAAGUCCAACAGAUUGAAAACUGUGCUCAAGUAAAAAAUGUUAAGGUUAAGUUACAACUGUUUUUUAGAGAAAGUUACAAUUGUUUAGGUACCGAUAAAACACUGUUUUUUAUCGUAAUUUAAUUAGUUUCAAAUUUUAAGGGGAGUGCACUGGUUACAGUGUUGUUAUAUCACUUGUAUGACUGACGGGUCAUGGGUUCAAGUCUUGGGGAAAGCUGGUCUCUUACACACCUUUAUGGUGGGACCCUUCCUGAACACUCGUUUUGUGGGAAUGAUAAGGUGCACCGAACUACCCCUUUUUUAAUUAGUUUCACUUCCAAAACAAUAUCGAUUUGGUCGUGCCGGAGUAAUUGGAUCAACAACUGUGUCAUGUCAUUUAGAUUUUUUUAGUAAAAGUGAAUUCUAAGGAGAUUUGUUUUUGACAUUUUUAGUGCGACUAAAAAUGACAGAAGUAUGGCUUUUGAAUGCAUUUAGUCG
This is a messenger RNA of Cuscuta europaea, 2121 nucleotides long. The record is from the annotation of a GenBank genome assembly. Lineage: Eukaryota; Viridiplantae; Streptophyta; Magnoliopsida; Solanales; Convolvulaceae.